AAUCAAGAUUUACAGACAAAAAGCAGAAAAAUUCAGAAGUCAAUCGCAAAUCUCAAAGCUUAGCCAUUAAACAAAUCAACUCUUUAAAACCUCCGACCUUAAAAUUGUAGUAUCAUCGUUCAAAAAACCCAUCUCAAAGAGUUUGUUCAGCCGCCAUUAAUGUCGUCUUUCAAUAGUCCUUACUCUUCUUCUCAUUACGCACCACCAUCAGCACCUGCUUUACCUGAAUCAUAUGACCAGCAGCAAUCAUCUUCUACUUCACACAGGUACAACGGACAACAACUGGGCUAUCCCCCAUCUUCUUCUGGAUAUGGGUAUGGGUCAUCAGGAGGAUAUCCUCCAGCACCACCACCAGCUUCGAUUUAUGGCGGGGUGAGUUUUCCACAAGGAACAAAUUCAGAAAUUAUCAGGAGUUUUCAUACAGUAGAUAAAGAUAGAAGUGGAUUUAUUGAUGAAAGGGAAUUACAAGAAGCUCUUUCGUUUGGGUAUCAGAAAUUUAGUCUUAGAACUGUUCGAUUGCUUAUGUUCUUGUUCAAAAAUACUUAUGACCCUCUUCGAAUUGGACCUAAUGAAUUUGCUGCACUUUGGAGUUGUCUUGGACAAUGGCGAGGUAUUUUUGAGAGAUUUGAUAGAGAUCGAAGUGGGAAAAUCGACUCGAUGGAACUAAAGGAUGCGCUGCUCAGUCUUGGAUAUGCAGUCCCACCUUCUGUUCUUCAAUUACUUAUAUCAAAGUAUGAUGACGGUUCUGGAAGAAGGGGUGAACUUAAUUUUGACAGCUUUGUCGAGUGUGGGAUGAUUGUGAAGGGUUUAACUGAGAAGUUCAAGGAGAAGGAUCCUCGCUACACAGGUUCAGCAACACUCUCCUACGAAACAUUCAUGACAAUGAUCAUGCCAUUUCUUGUAUCGUAUUGAUACUUUUCCCAUCUUUCUGUUUGUGAGGAUCUGUCAGUUUGUAUCUCUAACAUAGAAUAGAUGACCUUUUCCUGUAGUAGACAAUUCUUUGGUUCAAGAUGUACUGUAUUUGCUGACACCUUUUUGUGUUCACCAUGUCUGGAAAAUUGGAAGUAUAUAUGAAAUGUAUCGUUGUCUUUUCAAAUUCGUGUUGAUCAGUUAUUUUAUUUUGCAUACUUGUACAUGAGAAACACAGACUUAUUAGCAAAAGAAAACAUAUAUUUUCUGCAGUUCUGUA
Molecule: messenger RNA, 1189 nt
Organism: Papaver somniferum (opium poppy)
Lineage: Eukaryota; Viridiplantae; Streptophyta; Magnoliopsida; Ranunculales; Papaveraceae
Product: probable calcium-binding protein CML48
Exons: 5
Coding region: 160-912 (250 amino acids)
Molecular function (GO): calcium ion binding
Source: RefSeq, a predicted model, not a curated record